Colletotrichum chrysophilum is the source of this 1496-nucleotide messenger RNA. RefSeq lists its product as uncharacterized. The record is from RefSeq and is a predicted model, not a curated record. Lineage: Eukaryota; Fungi; Ascomycota; Sordariomycetes; Glomerellales; Glomerellaceae. The transcript is spliced from 3 exons. The annotation marks the transcript as partial.
UCAAGGGCGCUAUUCCCCGCGAACGUGCGGUUGAGUACCAGCAACGGGCUCUGAAGUGGCUUACUUCCUUCGGCCUGCCGCUGGACUUAGACGACCCCGACACCUGGCUGGCCGAGAACAUGCCUGUACAGAGCAAGCUCAACACCUUUGACAACUAUUGCGUUGUCCACGAGAAAUUCAUGUGGGAUGCGCGCAUGGAACCUGGAGUCGUGGAUGCCUUUUCUAAAGUCUGGAACACGAACGAGCUACUCGUCUCCUUCGACUCGCUGAACAUCACUCUUCCGGGGCGAAAGGACAAGCCGCCCCGCGCCCCAUGGCCCCAUGUUGACCAGUCACCCUUUAAACGCGGGCUGCACUGCAUCCAGGGCAUCAUCAACCUGAGCCAUGUUGGCGAUGAGGAUGGCUCGCUUAUGGUGCUACCGGGCUCGAAUGCUUACAACGCCGAGUUCUUCGACACUCAGGCCGAUCGAUCCUCCUGGCCUGAAAUUGAUUGGCGCCGCUUCAGUGAGGAAGAAAUGAAGUGGUUCGAGGGCAAAGGGCUCAAGGCGUGCAAAGUCAAGGCAGAGCUUGGCGACCUGAUCUUGUGGGACUCGCGAACGGUGCACUGGGGAGCUGAGCCCACGGCGAACAGCAAAACGAUCCGAACCGUAAUAUACGCAUCCUACUCUCCCGCCAAACUUGCCAAGAGAGAAGCUCUUGAGGAGAAAGCUCGCGUGUUCAACGUCUAUGGCGCAACGACCCAUUGGGCGCACGACAACAUUUGGCUUCGGCCUCAGCUUGCGCAUCUUCCUGAUGUCGAUAUGCAGGAUAUGACGAGUCUUGAGCCAAAUGUCAAGAUGGAGGUAGACCGACUUUCAAAGAAGCUGCUCUAUUCACAGCCUGCCUCACGCAGGAUCGUCGUUGGGAUUUCAGGCGUGCCUGGCUCCGGAAAGACCACGCUGGCUCGGUUGGUCACCGCUCGCAUCAACAAGCUCCGUCCGAGUGCAAAGACUGCACCUACAGCCGUAGAUCUCGCGAUGGACGGAUUCCACUAUUCCCGCGCCCAUCUCGCCUCGAUGCCAGAUCCAGUCUUCGCUACACAUCGCCGUGGAGCCGCCUUCACAUUUGAUGCUGAAGGCUUCCUGGCCUUGGUGCGACAGCUUGUCGCCGAGCCUCCGGUGGAAGCGAAAGCGCCUUCAUUUGAUCAUGCGACAAAAGACCCUGUUGCAGACGAUAUUGCCAUUCCUAGUGAGGUUCGAAUCGUUUUGGUGGAAGGAAAUUACUGUGCGUUGAACAGAACUCCAUGGAGCGAUGCUGCUGCGUUGAUGACGGAGCUUUGGUAUGUGGACACGCCCGCUGAAGUGUCCCACAAGCGGCUCGCUGUCAGGCACCUUCAGGCGGGCAUAGUGAAGGAUGAGAAGGAGGCUUGGGAGCGAGCGACUGGCACCGAUGAGCUCAAUGCGAAGGACAUUAGAGAGAAUAGGCUUCCCUGCCAGGAGAAUCUCGUGUUGGUCUAG